Messenger RNA from Monodelphis domestica (gray short-tailed opossum), 3578 nucleotides. RefSeq names its product protein phosphatase, Mg2+/Mn2+ dependent 1G (gene PPM1G). The record is from RefSeq and is a predicted model, not a curated record. Gene Ontology annotation, cellular component: nucleoplasm. NCBI's taxonomy places the organism in Eukaryota, Metazoa, Chordata, Mammalia, Didelphimorphia, Didelphidae. Gene Ontology annotation, biological process: protein dephosphorylation. Gene Ontology annotation, molecular function: protein serine/threonine phosphatase activity; cation binding.
UUUUCUUUUCUGAGUUACUCUGGGGCUUUUAUCCAUCUAUACAGUGUCUAAAUUUUUAUGCAGGCACAGUGUGGACUGGGCUUGAGAUUUCAUAGAUGCAGGAAAUUUCAGAAGAGGAAACCCCACCCCAUCAAAGCAGAUGUGCAAUUGUUUGCAAUUUAUCAUCCUAAAGGGGGUGUUCUUAACCUUUUGCCUAUCAUGAUUUCUAACCCUAACCCUAACCCUAACCCUUUUGACAAUCUGGUGAAGCUUAUGUAUUCCUUCUCAGGAUGCUUUUUAAGUGACAAAAAUAAAAUACAUAGGAUUUCAAAGGAAACCAAAAGUUGAUGGAAAUGAUUUUUUUUUUCUCCAGGCAAAUUUUAAAGACCCCUUGAAAUAAAUCCAUGAACCUCUUGGUCAGUGGAACUCAAGUUAGGGAUCCCAAUCUUAGCGUGUUCCCUGGAGUCCUAAGAAAUUAAGUUACUUCUCCAGAAUCACAAAGCCAAUGUAUAUGAAGAAUAGAACUUGAACUCUGAUUUUCCAUGCUUCUCCUUGUGUGGAGUGAAAAUUUGGAGGGUCUUGAUCACUCCAUAUAUCCUUUGGGUGAAUAUAAGACGCUUAAUAAAAGAUUGUCGAUUACAUGACUUCCUGUGUGUGAGAUGAGAUUUAGUGUCUGAUUUCUGGUACUGCAAGCUCCUUCAAAAUUCCACUCCACACAUGUGCUUGUAAGCUACAUGUCUGGGACUAGGCUAGACACUAUGGUGGAUGGUGGGAAGGAGCACAAAGACAAAAAAAAAACACAAAAAACUGCCCUCAAGGAGAUUACAUUCUACUUGCCUAAACCUUAAUCUAGUGAAGAAGAAGUGAGUCGUGAGACCAGGAAAGCUAUUGUCCCUUCGAGGAGCGGAGGAAAGGGAGGGGAGGGGGGAAGGGAAGGAAGGGAAUGAGGAAAAAAGAACGCAGGGGAGCCCGCGCAGGGUGAGUCUGGGACAGUCCAGGAACGGAAACGACUGCAACCCACGGCUCCGCCCAACAGGGCCUAGUAAAUCAAGCCCCGGGUCCUUAACCCGCCUCGAUCCCGCCUCUAGGGAACUAGCUGCCGUUAGAGGGCGUGGUCAGCAGGCUCAGUCUCGCGGGAAAUUCCGUUGGCGGGGCAGUUGUCUCUGGCCCAGGAGCGGGGACAGUUGCUAAGGAAAUGACUCUUAAGCACCGCCCCGUCUGGCCGGGCGGGGUCUCCUCCCGGCGCUAUUUCCGGUUCCGCUCCCCCUCAGAUCCCUUGGUCCCGUUACCGCGGCUGCCGCCUCCUUCAGUCCUGGGUCGUCGUCCUCACCCACUGGCUUCGCGCCUCUCGCCGGCACGUCGCCUUGGCCGCGCCUUCUUUUCUGUCUGCUCCUUGCGGCCUGUGCCCCCAGAGCUUUCGCGUCGGGACGGGUCACGGCUUCUCUCGCCCGCCCUGCCCAUCUGACGGGCCUUCAGUCGUCGCGAUGGGCGCGUACCUCUCCCAGCCCAACACGGUGAAGAGCUCUGGGGAUGGGGAGGGCACCGCGGGCUCGGGGGGACGCGGCGCCCAGCGUCUGCCGCUGCCCUACGGCUUCUCGGCUAUGCAAGGCUGGCGCGUCUCGAUGGAGGAUGCUCACAACUGUAUUCCUGAAUUGGACAGUGAGACAGCCAUGUUUUCAGUCUACGAUGGACAUGGAGGGGAAGAAGUUGCACUGUACUGUGCUAAAUAUCUCCCUGAUAUCAUCAAAGAUCAGAAAGCAUACAAAGAAGGAAAACUACAGAAGGCUUUGGAAGAUGCCUUCUUAGCUAUUGAUGCCAAACUGACCACAGAAGAGGUCAUUAAAGAGCUGGCCCAGAUUGCAGGAAGGCCUCCUGAGGAUGAGGAUGAAAAGGAAAAGGUGGCUGAUGAGGAUGAUGUGGACAAUGAGGAAGCAGCCCUGCUUCAUGAAGAGGCCACCAUGACCAUUGAGGAACUUCUAACACGCUACGGGCAGAACUGUCACAAGGGCCCUCCCCACAUCAAGGCUGGGGCUGGGUUGGGUGAGGAACCAGGGUCCCAGGGCCUCAAUGGGGAGGCAGGGCCUGAGGAGCCAUCAGGGGAAUCCUCUGUGGAGGAGAAUGGCCCCAUAGCUGAGACCCACACAGACCUUUCCUCCACCUUGGAACGUGGGACUGAGGCAGUCCAGGGCGAUGAGCCUAUCACCCCCACUGGAGAGGCUGGCCCCUCCUGCUCUUCCACCCCCGCCAAGCCACCUCGAGCUGCUAAGUCCAAGUUCUUUGAGGACAGUGAGGAUGAGUCAGAUGAGGCAGAGGAGGAAGAGGAAGACAGUGAGGAGUGCAGUGAAGAUGAAGAUGGCUACAGCAGUGAGGAAGCAAAUGAGGAUGAUGAAGAUGACACAGAGGAAGCAGAAGAGGAGGAAGAGGAAGAAGAAGAGGAAGAAGAGAUGAUGUUGCCUGGGAUGGAGGGCAAAGAGGAGCCUGGCUCAGACAGUGGCACAACAGCAGUGGUGGCUCUGAUUCGGGGGAAGCAGCUGAUUGUGGCAAAUGCAGGAGACUCUCGAUGUGUGGUAUCUGAAGCUGGCAAAGCCCUUGAUAUGUCCUAUGACCAUAAACCUGAAGAUGAACUGGAGCUAGCACGAAUCAAAAACGCUGGUGGCAAGGUUACCAUGGAUGGUCGAGUCAAUGGAGGCCUCAACCUUUCUAGAGCCAUUGGUGACCACUUCUAUAAAAGAAAUAAGAAUCUGCCACCCGAGGAGCAAAUGAUCUCUGCACUGCCUGACAUUAAGGUGCUAACCCUCAAUGAAGACCAUGACUUCAUGGUCAUCGCUUGUGAUGGCAUCUGGAAUGUGAUGAGCAGCCAGGAAGUGGUGGAUUUUAUCCAGGCCAAGAUCAGCCAGAGAGAUGAAAAUGGGGAGCUUCGACUGCUCUCCUCCAUCGUGGAAGAGCUGUUGGAUCAGUGCCUGGCACCUGACACUUCUGGGGAUGGCACUGGGUGUGACAACAUGACCUGCAUAAUCAUCUGCUUCAAACCCCGAAGCACAGCAACACCCCAGCCUGAGAGUGGCAAGAGGAGACUAGAGGAGGUUGUGACCCCUGGAGCCGCUGGGGAGAACGGCAGCAGUGACAACAGCAAGAAAGCCAAACAGGAAUAGCAACUAUCUCCUCCCCUGCCCACCCAGACUGUUUUCUGAGCCCACCGGACUUAAGACUGAGUUUUGUCUUUUUCCUUUAGCCUUAGCAGUGGAAAUGUGGUGUGCAGGGGGAUCUGGGGUGGCUUUGCUUAGCCCAUUCCAAAGAGGGCUCUCCCUCCACACAGCACACUGCAGGAGCCCCUUCUUUCUCCCCCAACUGGUCCCCUCACCGGGCAGUGGGAGAGGUAGAGCACGGCACCAGCUGGAGGCCUUGACCCUGUGCAAGUCACCAUUAAUGUGCCUGUGCUGAUGUGUUGGAGGGAAGGACUGGUGGUUCUGGUUUUUACUCUGUGAACACUUUAUUUAAGAACUUUUUUUUAUUGGCGGCUCCCUGGUCCCUAGCCGCUUCCACCCACUCUGUUGUACACUUUCAAUCAACACUUUUUCAGACUAAAGGCCAAAACCCAA